This is a messenger RNA of Aegilops tauschii subsp. strangulata, 2173 nucleotides long. RefSeq names its product amino-acid permease BAT1. Lineage: Eukaryota; Viridiplantae; Streptophyta; Magnoliopsida; Poales; Poaceae. Gene Ontology annotation, molecular function: transmembrane transporter activity. The record is from RefSeq and is a predicted model, not a curated record. Gene Ontology annotation, cellular component: membrane. Gene Ontology annotation, biological process: amino acid transport; transmembrane transport.
CUCCGAGAAUCCCGUUAGUAGUCAACUGAGAGAGUUGAUCGAGUCGGGCAAACAGCCCGAAACCCUAUAAACAAACCAAGCCAAGGCAAGGAAUUCAGCGCAGCACACGGAUCAUAUAAACGAACGCGAACGAACCACCAAGCCAACGAACGCCGAAGCCCACGCUCCUCUCUUACCCAGCACACGAGAGGGAGUGGGAAGGCAGCUUUGUCACGAGAGGACCGACUGCUCCGCCGCCGCACCCUUCCCGAGACACGGACUCCCGAGGCAGGCAUCACCGUGGACGCGCGCGCGCUGGUCGAAUCGGGGAGGGCUCGGGAAACCUUGGAGAAGGGCGGCGGGGACGGUAGGUACUCGCCAUGGCCGGGGCACAGGUGGUGGACUCCGGCGAGAAGCGCCUCAACGAGCUCGGCUACAAGCAGGAGCUCCGGAGGGAGAUGACGCUGUUCAAGACGCUGGCCAUCUCUUUCUCCACGAUGACGCUCUUCACGGGGAUCACGCCGCUGUACGGCAGCAGCCUCCAGUACGCCGGGCCGGCCAGCCUCGUGUGGGGCUGGGUCGUCGUCUCAUUCUUCACCUGGUUCGUCGGCAUCGCCAUGGCCGAGAUCUGCUCCUCCUUCCCCACAACUGGCUCCCUCUAUUUCUGGGCUGCUCAUCUCGCUGGCCCGGUCUGGGGUCCAUUGGCAUCCUGGUGCUGCGCUUGGCUGGAGGCCAUAGGCCUCAUUGCCGGAAUUGGUACACAGGCCUAUGCAGGAUCCCAGGUGCUGCAGAGCAUAAUCCUGCUCUGCACCGGCACCAACAAAGGCGGCGGCUACCUGGCCCCUCGCUGGCUGUUCCUCGUCAUGUACCUCGGGUUAACCUUCAUCUGGGCCGUGUUCAACACUUUCGCCUUGGAAGUCAUCGCAUUCCUCGACGUCAUCUCCAUGUGGUGGCAGGUGGUUGGCGGCACGGUCAUAGUGAUCAUGCUGCCGCUGGUGGCGAAGACCACGCAGCCGGCGUCGUACGUGUUCACGCAUUUCGAGACGACGCCGGAGGUGACGGGGAUCAGCAGCGGCGCCUACGCGGUGGUCCUGUCCCUCCUGGUGAGCCAGUACUCCCUGUACGGGUACGACGCGGCGGCGCACCUGACGGAGGAGACCAAGGGCGCCGACAAGAACGGCCCCAUCGCCAUCCUCUCCAGCAUCGGCAUCAUCACCGUCUUCGGCUGGGUCUACAUCCUCGCCCUCACCUUCAGCAUCCAGGACUUCGGCUACCUCUACGACCCGGCCAACGAGACCGCCGGCACCUUCGUCCCGGCGCAGAUACUCUACGACGCGUUCCACGGCCGGUACGGCAGCUCCACGGGCGCCAUCGUGCUGCUCUUCAUCAUCUGGGGCUCCUUCUUCUUCGGCGGCCUCUCCAUCACCACCAGCGCCGCCCGGGUGGUGUACGCGCUGUCGCGGGACCGCGGCGUCCCCUUCUCCAGCGUGUGGCGCAAGAUCCACCCCACGCGCAAGGUGCCCGGGAACGCCGUGUGGCUGUGCGCCGCCGUGUGCGCGCUGCUGGGCCUGCCCAUCCUGUGGAUCAACGUGGUGUUCACGGCCAUCACCUCCAUCGCCACCAUCGGCUGGGUGGGGGGCUACGCGGUGCCCAUCUUCGCCCGGAUGGUGAUGCGGGAGGAGGACUUCCGCCCGGGGCCGUUCUACCUCCGGGGAGCCAGCCGGCCCGUCUGCCUCGUGGCGUUCCUGUGGAUCUGCUACACCUGCUCCGUCUUCCUGCUCCCCACCGUGUACCCAAUCAAGAUGGAUACCUUCAACUACGCGCCCAUCGCGCUCGGCGUCGUCCUGGGGCUCAUCAUGCUCUGGUGGGUCGUCGACGCCAGGAAGUGGUUCACGGGACCCGUCAGGAACAUCGACGAGCAGAUCGACCACAACGCCGGCGGCGACGGCAAUGGCAAUGUCAAGGUCUGAGACUGAGAGCCAAGUAGUCAUGUGUUGUCAUUCUUUUUCGUUGUGCUCUGCUCGUGUGUGCGUGUUUUAUCGUCUGGUCAGUGAACUUAGUUUAGGUUGUGGAGACAUGGCAUGUGUCAUACCGAAGAAACUAGAGAUAGGUGGAAGCCUGACGAAAUCAAACAUUUUCAAGAACGAACAGAGCCAUGAAUCGUGAAGCUGUCUUUUGUUCUUUCGAUCGAAAA